AUGACUGAGCUUCAUCAUGGUUCCAAUGUUCAAGGCCUUCAAACUGUUGCCACCUUUGAUCCACUUAAGGGUGAAUUUAUUAUAGACACACCUAAUGAUGGGGCCAUUAAAUGGUGGAUUGGUAAUGCUGCUGUCCAUGGUAAAUUUGCAACAGUUUUUGCAAGAUUGUUGCUACCAUCUCAUGAUUCAAAAGGUGUUUCCGACAUGGGUGUUCAUGCUUUCAUUGUUCCAAUAAGGGAUCUAAAGACAUACAAAACUCUACCAGGAGUAGAAAUACAUGACUGUGGUCACAAAAUUGGGUUGAAUGGAGCAGACAUCAGCAAGGUUGUUGUUAAGGAGCUGACUAGUUGGGUGAUUUACUCUGAUGAGGAGCAGAAGUUCAACAAAGACAUAACUGUUCGUCUUAUACAGAGUGAACUACUGAGCUUUGCAGAAUAUAACAAUCAUAUGGCGGAACUUAUUAAUGCUGAAAGAAAUAAGUCUACAACUGUGUUUUCGAUUUCUCUUAUACAAACAUUGCUGAAGAUUGAUUCAAAAGCUCUAUUGGAGCUGCAAGAUCUUGUGGAUGCAUUGGGAAAGCUUGCUGCAAGACCUGGUUCUCACGAGUCAUUGAAACAACUAGUUGAGAUAGCCAAGAAUACUUCUGCUAAUGUUAUGGCUUCGUCUGGCCCUGCUGGAUUCCAUGAACAGGUCUCCAAGCGGUGGAGGCUAUGCUAUCCUGUUGUUACAUAUUUGCCCAAGUCAAAAGCAGAUAAGAAGGAGAGUUUGUUAGGAAACACUAAAGAUUCUAUAGAUGAAUCAGAUGUGGCCAAGGUAGUGGAAGAAGAUAUGGCUGAUUUUAAAGAGGAUGUCCAAGUUGAAUGGGUUUCAUAUUGGAAGCUAAAGUUUACAACAUAA
This is a messenger RNA of Ipomoea nil (Japanese morning glory), 897 nucleotides long. RefSeq lists its product as uncharacterized. Gene Ontology annotation, molecular function: FAD binding; acyl-CoA oxidase activity; fatty acid binding. Bases 1 to 897 code for a protein of 298 amino acids. The record is from RefSeq and is a predicted model, not a curated record. The transcript is spliced from 3 exons. Lineage: Eukaryota; Viridiplantae; Streptophyta; Magnoliopsida; Solanales; Convolvulaceae. Gene Ontology annotation, biological process: fatty acid beta-oxidation using acyl-CoA oxidase; lipid homeostasis. Gene Ontology annotation, cellular component: peroxisome.